Molecule: messenger RNA, 1172 nt
Organism: Salvelinus sp. IW2-2015
Lineage: Eukaryota; Metazoa; Chordata; Actinopteri; Salmoniformes; Salmonidae
Product: ADP-ribosylation factor 4
Biological process (GO): intracellular protein transport; vesicle-mediated transport
Cellular component (GO): plasma membrane; cytoplasm
Molecular function (GO): GTP binding; GTPase activity
Source: RefSeq, a predicted model, not a curated record
UCUUCAGACAACAUUUAGUUAACAGAGAAUGAAUAGCAGCCUUGUAGACCAAUCAGAUUCUAUCUCUACACAUGAGAAACAUUACAACAUCCUGUAUUCAGAGGUCAACAAAGUGAAAGUGACGUGGAUGAAACGUGUAGAGAGGAAUCGUCGCAGUCAGUUGACUGUUGUACCUGUGUGACCAGCCUGAAAUGACAGUGCUCUGUGUUGGUGUCCCGUUACACAUGUGGCUGAGUAGACUAUAUAAGCAGCGCAAUGCAAACCAAUCGUAUAAAUCAGUGUGUGCUGCUGUCUACCCCUGCAGAAUUGUUUGAAGCGCGAGAUAGGCUGCUGCAGAUUUCAUUCCUUUCGGAUUAUUUGAAAAAGCUAAACAUAUUUUUUCAGCAAUAAUGGGUGUUAUGGUUUCACAACUCUUCUCUCGUUUCUUCGAGAAAAAACAGAUGAGAAUUCUGAUGGUUGGGUUAGAUGCUGCAGGGAAGACCACAGUCCUGUACAAACUAAAACUUGGAGAAGUUGUCACUACUAUCCCCACUAUUGGGUUCAAUGUGGAGACGGUUGAGUACAAGAACAUCAGCUUCACGGUGUGGGAUGUAGGUGGUCAGCACGUCAUCAGACCUCUGUGGAAGCAUUACUACCAGAACACUCAGGGUCUUAUAUUUGUGGUAGACAGCAACGAUCCUGAGAGGAUAAAUGAUGCUUCAGAGGAACUGCAGAACAUGCUUGAAGARGACCAGUUGAGAGAUGUAGUUCUGCUGGUGUUCGCCAACAAACAGGACCUUCCCAACGCCAUGUCUGUCAGUGACAUCACAAAUAAACUGGGACUGAGGAAACUUCAACUGAAUACUCCUUGGUUUGUCCAGGCUACCUGUGCGACCCAUGGUUCAGGUCUGUUGGAGGGACUGGACUGGUUGGCUGACCAGCUUUCCAAGCGCUAACUAGCUGAGUUGGCUCUGGGGUGAAGUUAUCCCUAUGUACAGGUCUAGGAUCAGCUUCCCCUCCYCAAUCCUAACCUUAACCAUUAGUGGGGGAAAUGUACUGACCCAAGAUCAGUGUCUAGGAGCACCCUGUAACAGCUGCGCUCAGCCCGUCUUAAGAACGACCAGGACACAACGUUUACUCAAGGACAACCAUACAAUCAGAAGUGCCUUUCUGAAAAGUUUCCAUUUAAAAAA